Molecule: messenger RNA, 672 nt
Organism: Chelmon rostratus (copperband butterflyfish)
Lineage: Eukaryota; Metazoa; Chordata; Actinopteri; Chaetodontiformes; Chaetodontidae
Product: ribonuclease inhibitor-like
Exons: 4
Molecular function (GO): protein binding
Source: RefSeq, a predicted model, not a curated record
GAGAUCAGCUGUGCUUCUCUGGUCUCAGCUCUGAAGUCCAACCCCUCCCAUCUGACAGAACUGGACCUGAGUAACAACAACCUGAAGGAUUCAGGAGUGAAGCUGCUGUCUGCUGGACUGGAGAGUCCAAACUGUAGACUGAAGACUCUGAGGUUGAGGAACUGCAGGUUGUCAGAGAUCAGCUGUGCUUCUCUGGCCUCAGCUCUGAAGUCCAACCCCUCCCAUCUGACAGAACUGGACCUGAGUAACAACAACCUGCAGGAUUCAGGAGUGAAGCUGCUGUCUGCUGGACUGGAGAGUCCAGACUGUAGACUGAAGACUCUGAGGUUGAGUUGCUGCAGUUUGUCAGAGAUCAGCUGUGCUUCUCUGACCUCAGCUCUGAAGUCCAACCCCUCCCAUCUGACAGAACUGGACCUGAGUGACAACAACCUGCAGGAUUCAGGAGUGAAGCUGCUGUCUGCUGGACUGGAGAGUCCAGACUGUAGACUGAAGACUCUGAGGUUGAGUUGGUGCAGUUUGUCAGAGAUCAGCUGUGCUUCUCUGGCCUCAGCUCUGAAGUCCAACCCCUCCCAUCUGACAGAACUGGACCUGAGCUACAACAACAAGGUGCAGGAUUCAGGAGUGAAGCUGCUGUCUGCUGGACUGGAGAGUCCAGACUGUAGACUGAAGACU